Messenger RNA from Nelumbo nucifera (sacred lotus), 1112 nucleotides. Its product is annotated as protein TIFY 9. The record is from RefSeq and is a predicted model, not a curated record. Gene Ontology annotation, biological process: regulation of defense response; regulation of jasmonic acid mediated signaling pathway; response to wounding. Gene Ontology annotation, cellular component: nucleus. Lineage: Eukaryota; Viridiplantae; Streptophyta; Magnoliopsida; Proteales; Nelumbonaceae.
CUGUAGCCCUUCCCAUCCCUCGCCUUUCUCGUGGCCUCCAUCAAUUUAUAACCUUCCGCCCCUUCACCACUCCAUUUAAUUGUGAUUUAUUAACAGUUAACUUAUUCCUUGACAAAACCCAAAGCGAGAAAUCGAAGGGAGCAAAGAUGUCCAGAGCCACUGUGGAGCUCGAUUUCUUCGGCAUGGAGAAAGAGAACCCCAGCAAAUCUCAGUUUCAAAAGUUUCUCGAUCAACGGAAAACUAUUCGAGACAUUCAAAGCGCCAUUUCGAAGAUCAACCCUCAGCUUUUGAAAACCGUCAUCGCUUCCGGAACUGCGGAGGGGAGUUUGGAUGGAAAGUUUCAGGUAAACGGAGGCAUUUUCCGGCAAAAUGGAGGCAAGUUACCACCGGAGAAUCCAUUUUCGGUGCCUUCAACCCCGAAAGAGAAUCAAUGCCUCCCGUCGAAUUUACCCGUCCUCGACCGGUUUCCUAGGUCCAUUUCUGAUCUUCCAUCAGAGACAGCUCCUUUGACGAUAUUUUACAACGGUACCGUUUCCAUUUUCGACGUUCCUCGCGACAAGGCGGAGAAAAUCAUAAAACUUGCCGAGAUAGGAAACGCCAAAGCAGUUGAAAUGGCCGAUCCAAGCGACGAGCAGCAUCUGCUGGAAAACUUUAACGGAGAUCUGCCCAUCGCCCGAAGCAAGUCCCUUCAGAGGUUCUUCGAAAAGCGCAAGGAGAGAUUGACUUUAAUAUCACCUUACGGGAGCUCGUCGGCAUGUUCCGUGGAGAAGAAGUUGACUGUGGCUUGCGUGCAGCCCUACAGACCAUAGAUAAGUCAAAUUAAUGACAAAGAGAUAUGGUGGGGAUUCUAUAUAUAUAUUUGUUGGUCGCAGAAAAAGGAGGAGGACGUGGAGAUAAAGCGUAUUUGUUUGUGCUGUCUCGGGGGUGGCGGUAGUUGUUAGGUUACCAAUCAGUAUUGGCCCUUUUGGAUUGGGCCUAUUACUACUACUAUGUUCUUUCGUCUCACCUUCCUUUCGUCUUUCGUAACAUUGGUAUGGUCUUCUUGUUUUACUUUCUACACCAUGGAUGCUACAAAGUACAAAUAUUUAUAUAUAAAUAUUCAUGUUUCCAUA